AUGGACCUAAAUGAAUCCUUUUUUGUUCAAGCUCUAGUCUGGUUUAGACUGUCGGGCCUUCCCUUAGAGUUCUGGGUGGAAGAUGUUUCUAAAGGAAUCUAUAGUUCUUUCGGUGAACUCCUUUCUAUGGAUCCUAUCACAGCGGCUAGAAGAAGACUUACUUUUGCCAGGAUCUAUGUGGGAGUUAUGCAAGGCACAGAUAUGCCCCUAUCCAUUGAGAUUAACUCUAGAUUGGGAAAAUGGAACCAACCAUUGGAAUAUGAAAGUGUCCCUUUCGCUUGUUUUCAUUGCAAAAAAGUGGGACAUACAGCAAGGAAAUACCCUCUUCAGGCUGUCAAAGAGAAAGAAAAGAAAGAAAAGGCAAUGCAAUGGAAAGCAAAAAACCCUAUUAAGCAACCUGAGGGGUUUGAAAAAGAGAAAAGGAUCGAAGAGGCCCAAAGUGUCAUCAUCCCUGAUAUGGUAGAACAACAAGAGAAUGUUAAUGUGGAUAACCUAGAAAUACCUUUGCUUGAAGAAAGUAAAAAGGAUCAAACAGGCAAAGACAAUAGAGAACAACAAGAUACCAAUCAGGAGGAUCAAAGAAUUCAUAACCUGGAAGAAGGAGAAAUACAGGUGGUGUUAUAG
Molecule: messenger RNA, 624 nt
Organism: Cryptomeria japonica (Japanese cedar)
Lineage: Eukaryota; Viridiplantae; Streptophyta; Pinopsida; Cupressales; Cupressaceae
Exons: 1
Coding region: 1-624 (207 amino acids)
Source: RefSeq, a predicted model, not a curated record